Molecule: messenger RNA, 3219 nt
Organism: Kwoniella mangroviensis CBS 8507
Lineage: Eukaryota; Fungi; Basidiomycota; Tremellomycetes; Tremellales; Cryptococcaceae
Exons: 13
Coding region: 1-3219 (1072 amino acids)
Biological process (GO): nucleotide-excision repair; mismatch repair
Cellular component (GO): nucleus; XPC complex; nucleotide-excision repair factor 2 complex
Molecular function (GO): damaged DNA binding; single-stranded DNA binding
Source: RefSeq, a predicted model, not a curated record
AUGAGCGCAUCAAGGCCCAAGAGUAAGAAGGUCAUCCCCAAGGCUCAACCGUCCACCCAUCCAAAGCUCACCCCGAAACCCAAUAAAGCUCCCGUCAUCCACAAGUCUCCCGCGAACGGAGUCAGGCGACAUGUACCACCCCCGAGCGCAGAAGUCAAAUCGUUGAUGGAUAAGGGCAAAGGCAAAGCCAAAGAAACUUCCGCUCCUCUAUCUGUACAUACCAUCAGCAGCGAUGAGGAAAACGAAGAUGACGAUUUUGAAGAAGUGCCUAUACCCUCUGCUGCUGGACCAUCAUCACCUUAUCCCGGUACACCUACCACCAACGGUAACAUAACGGCUGGCACUACACCCGGUACGAAUACGACUGCACCGAGUAUAGAUUACGAUCUAGAGGGAUAUGGUGAAGAUAGUGACGCAGAGAGUGGUGAGGGUGAAGAUGACGGUGUGAUCCACCUCGAGAUAGGCGGAGAGACGGCUGAAGAAAAAGCAAAGAGGAUAGCUUUGGCCCUGCGAAAAAAACCGAUGACUUCGAAAGAUCGAGCAAUCCGGCUGGAGAUACAUAAAAUGCAUGUGAUAGCUCUUUUGGCAAGUACAAGGAUACGGAACAAGUGGUGUAGCAAUACUCUGCUCAAGGCACGGCUCCUGUCUCUUCUUCCACAUCCUUUACAGUCCGCAUUCAACAUCCCUCCAUCUCGUUUCCCUGAUAGAGCUCAGCGAUCGCGUCUGUUCUUCGAUGCGCUUCAAGAUCUCGUCACGUGGUGGUCUUACUCGUUCUUCGAUGUAUCGGAUCCGACGUUGGGUCUGCGGACUCGUCCGUGGGAUGAGAUACAGGAAAUAAUCGAUCAACUACCGAAGCUCACUAGAGCAGAUCUCACACCAGGCCAUUAUCUUUCGGCCACAAAAGAAAAGGUCAAAGAGAGGGAAGAAGCUCUAGAGAAGAUGUCGGUCGGAGCAGGAGCCGAGAAGUUGAGAUCGGUGAAUAGUAUGAUGAAAAAGGCUUUACAGCAAGAAGGAUCUAGGGAUAUUUCUGCUCAGCUAUUCGUAGCUCUAGCAAGGGCUUGUGGGCUUGGUGCGAGAUUAGUGGUCUCCCUGCAACCUGUGCCGUGGCGUGCGGAGAAGGUGGUCUCGAAGAAGAAACCCGUCGGCGCUGGAAGAGGUGGACGUACAGUGGCUAGUAGACAGGGCAUGGGACCUACGACAGAUGAGGACGAAGAGGACGAGGAUGAAUUCGAGGAAGUACCUAUACCAGGUGAAGAGGAACCUAAAGAAAGGAAAAAUAACGUUAGAGCGGCCGGAACAAGAAGAUUGCAAGAUCCUUCAGAUCUGUACAGGCUGAGGCAGCCCAAGGCUGCUCCCCAGACUGUAGGUCGACCGUCAAAGCCAAAAGCCAAGCAGAAGCAAGAUCUGUCGGAACAACCACCUGUGUUUUGGGCGGAGAUAUUCAGUCGUUCAGAUCAGAGAUGGAUCCCCGUUGAUCCCGUCAGAGGAAUUAUAAGGAAGAAGACGCAUUAUGAACCGACAUCAGAUAGCGGGCCGAUAAGAAUGGUAUAUGUAGUAGCAUACGAAGAAGAUGGGUUUGCCCGGGAUGUCACCUUGAGAUACACCAAGAACUUCGGGUCUAAAAUCAGCAAACUUCGAGUACCUGUCAGAAAAGAUGAACAGGAUUGGUGGGAAUCAGUGAUGGGAUAUCUGACUAGACCUUAUCUUCUGAAUCGAGAUAAGGUAGAAGAUGCCGAAUUUGAAACUAGUCAGAUAUCGGAAGCCAUGCCUCAGCAUAUGAGUGGCUUCAAAGAUCAUCCCAUAUAUGUCCUGGAACGUCAUUUGAAGCGAGAGGAAAUCAUUGAACCUAGAGCGAAACUCGCCGGAAAGUUCAGAGGAGAGGCGGUAUAUCGACGAGAGAAUGUUUUGACUUGUAAGACCGCGGAGACUUGGAUGAGGGUCGGUCGAAGGGUAAAAGAUGGACAAAACCCUUUGAAGAUGGUGAAGCAGCGUGCCGUUACUUUGCAGAAGAGACGAGCUCAGGAAUUGGCCAUUCAAGAGACGGGAGAAGCUAUUCAGCAGGGUUUGUAUGCAGAGAAACAGACGGAAUUGUACAUACCACCACCCAUCAAGGAUGGUGUUAUACCGCAAAAUUCCUUCGGCAAUAUCGAUCUUUAUGCUCCGACAAUGUUGCCUGCGGGAGCUGUCCAUCUGCCAUACAAGGGAAUUGCGAAGGUCGCCAAGACGCUGGACAUCAGCUAUGCUGAAGCAUGUACCGGCUUCGAGUUCAAGAAACAGCGUGCUAUUCCGGUCAUCAACGGUAUUGUGGUGGCUAAGGAGAACGAAGAAUUGGUCAUGGACGCAUAUGCCGAAUCUGCGGCUGCUGCCGAGGAGAAGGAACGGAUGAAGAAGGAGGAGAAGGCACUCAGGCGCUGGGCGAAGCUGAUCAAUGGAUUGAGAGUCAGAUUGAGAUUACAGGCGGAAUAUGGUACCGGUGAACAGCUGGAUGAGUCCUCGGCUCUCAACCCACUGGCCGAUCCUUCCAUGGAUCCAUCUGAUGUCCAACAAAAGACGAAGAAGUCUGCUGCUUCGGUCUUAGCUGCGGCUCAUCAACAGGGUACCGCUCAGUGGACUGAGAGAGUCAAAGAUAGGUCACCGAGUCCAAAGAGUGAAAGUGAGAAUGAGAUGGAAAAUUUACCCCUGACGAUAACCGCAACAGAAGACGUUGUACCACCUGAAAUUAUACCGCAAACAUCGGAAGAUCGGAUAGAAGAGGCAGAAGACGUCAAGCCAAUUGAGAUCGAUUCUGAUUCCAAACUAGAAGCUGUUCAAAUACCUCCACCAUCAUCUGGACGAACCACUCGAAUCACACUACGGUUGAAUGGCCAAAAUGGUAAUGGUGCCACGACCAAGAGUCGACCUCCCAGACAUGCUUCGGUGAGAUCAACGAGAAAGCGGAAGGUGCAAGAAUCGGAGGAAGACGAAGCGCAAUCCACGGAAGAAGGGGAGGAAAUGGAGGUUGCGAAGCCAAAAAGACCUGCUCGAGGUAAAGGCCGAACAUCGACGACACCAGCGAAGAGAGCUAGAAAUAAGGUAGUGGCUGCACCAUCUACCGAAGGCGUGACUAGAAGUUUGAGAAGUAGAGCUCCAAAAUCUGCCCAACAGGCAGAGGAGGAGGAGGGGAAAAGGAAGAGAUUGCAAGAAGCGCUGGAGGAAGAUAGCGAUGUCGAUAUGGAAUAA